ACGAGAUUAAAGUCGUUAAAUAACGAGAAAAAAGUCGUGAAAUAACGAGAAAAAAGUCUAGACUAGACUAAUGUAAAUCUUGAUGUUAUAGCCUACAUUCAUGAACAGCUGCAUGUGUUUCAUGCGAUCCAUCGACACCCUUUCUGAAGGAUACGGAGAAGUGAGUGACCUUUACAUUAAUUCAUAUAUGUAUUGUUGAAGGAGGACUUGCGCGGCAAUAAUACAGUUUAACGUUGGCUAUCACGUUAUUGGAAAAAUAGUCCAGUAACGAACUCUUUACAGGCCUGGUUAUACUAUGCAAUUAACAUUGGUUUCUUUGUGUACAGUUUUAUUAAUGAUCUUUUCAGUUAUGUAUGUUUAAAGUUUGCAAAGUCAAGCUUUUUCAACGCAACGUAAUUUUGACAGGCCCAGCGGGAGCAGACUGCACAAUUAUGUCCAUCAUCACUGUAACAGAAUUUCUAAGAGACCGCGGUAUUUCAGAUGACAUACUUUCUCGUCUGGAGGAAGAAAAGAUUGACAGAGAUGUUAUCUUGCUAAUGGACGACUCAGCUCUCGCCAACUAUAUUCCCUCAUAUGGAGAUAGACUUGCUCUUUUCCAUUUUUGCAGAAGUCAAAACCCUGCUUCCAAAAGGAAACAGGGUCUGUUUGAAAGACUGAGAGAAAAGAUGAAAUUGAGAAAGCAAUCUACAACUGAACCCCAGUCUAAAGAGGUACCAGAGUCUUCUAAACCCAAAUCAAGAGGCAAAGCAAAUAAGAGACAGAUUGAAAUCGGCUGGAUUCAUGCAGAUAACAAAGUAACAAAGCAAGUCAGAACAAAACAAGGAGGGGGCACUAGAAAGCUUGCCAUGGACAUUAAUGCAGGUUACAAUGAGAUCCUUAAAGAAGGUAAAGAACUUUUCUUCCCAGGAGGACAAUCAAGUAAGGGUGAUGAGCGUGACUACUCAUUUGAAGUUUGGGACUUUAGACAAAAUGUUCUUCCAACUGAUGUCUCAAUUUGCAAAAUAUAUGAGGCAGUGAAACUGCCAAAUUUGCGCUUCUACAUAGCUACUAGGCCAGUCGAGUCAGUUGACAGUACUUCAAACACUGAGUCUGAAAACAAUGAUGAUACCAGCAUCAUCUCACUGCAUAGUGAUUACAGUGAAGAAGUAGACUAUACAAUGGCCACAAACAAUUCUCUAGACUGGUCAGUUGUCACCGAUCUUGCAGUGGUAUCAAGCCAGAAUAUUCCAGUAGAUGAAGAAGUUUUCAUCAUGGCAGAUGAUGUAGUAAGUGACCCACUUAAUACUUCUGACCCUGAAAUCACUUUCGGCCCUUAUCCUGGCGAUGAAUCUGACCUGGAGAACACA
Molecule: messenger RNA, 1346 nt
Organism: Paramormyrops kingsleyae
Lineage: Eukaryota; Metazoa; Chordata; Actinopteri; Osteoglossiformes; Mormyridae
Source: RefSeq, a predicted model, not a curated record